AUGUCAGCUACAGGGGAAAUGGAAAAAUUGUCGAUUAAGGAACAACAAGGCGAAGCGCAAGCUACGGCUUCUUCAGAAGACAAAACAGCACCAGCGCAAGAGGAGGAAGUCAUCUUGGGAGAAGAUGGUCAGCCAUUAUCUAAGAAAGCAUUGAAGAAAUUGCAGAAAGAGAAGGAAAAACAAGCCAAAAAAGCUGAAAGAGAAGCCCAAUUAGCCAAAGAGAAGGCAGCUAGGGAACAGGAGGCAGCUAAUGAUCCUGCAAAGGCAAACUACGGGAAAUUGCCAAUCAUCAAUUCUUCUAAAAAAACAGACACCACAAGAGUCAACAUUUCUGACUUAUCUGCUGCCGAUGACGGAAAGACAGUUGUAUUUAGAGCUAGAGUGCACAAGACUAGACAGCAAGGUGCAACCAUGGUCUUUCUCACUUUAAGACAACAAUCCAAUUUAAUCCAAGCUUUGUUAAAAACCAACAAGGAGCAAGAUAACACUGCUAUUUCUAAACAAAUGGUGAAAUGGGCCGGAGGUAUCAACUUGGAGAGUAUUGUGUUGGUCGAAGGUAAAGUUGCUAAAGUUGACGAAUUAGUGAAAUCCGCCACUGUACAAGAUGCGGAAAUUCACAUUACAAAGAUCUUCACCAUCCAAGAAACUCCUGAACAAUUACCGCUUUUGAUCGAGGAUGCCUCUAGAACUGAGCAAGAGGCUGAGGAGUUGGGCUUGCCAGUUGUCAACUUGGAUACUAGAUUAGACGCUAGAGUCAUUGAUUUGAGAACCCCUACUAAUCAAGCCAUUUUCAAGAUCCAAUCAGGCGUGUGCCAAUUAUUCAGAGAAUUCUUGACAAAAAAGAAGUUUACCGAAAUUCACACCCCAAAGAUCAUUGGUGCUGCAUCCGAAGGUGGAUCCAAUGUUUUUGAAAUUAACUAUUUCAAGGGUUCCGCUUUUUUGGCUCAAUCUCCACAAUUGUAUAAACAACAAUUGAUUGCUGGUGAUUUCGAAAGAGUGUUUGAGAUUGCUCCAGUUUUUAGAGCUGAGAACUCAAAUACUCAUCGUCACAUGACGGAGUUUACUGGUUUGGAUUUGGAGAUGGCUUUUGAAGAACAUUACGAUGAAGUUUUGGAAGUUUUGGAAGAGUUAUUUGUCUUUAUCUUCACUGAGUUGAAGAUGAGAUUUGGUAAGGAGAUUGAUACUGUUAGAAGGCAAUUUCCAGUUGAAGAGUUCAAGAUUCCUAAGGAUGGUAAGAUGGUGAAGUUGCACUUCAAAGAAGGUGUUGCCAUGUUGAGAGAGGCAGGUAAAGAAGUUGGUGACUACGAAGAUUUGUCAACUGAGAAUGAAAGGUUGUUGGGUAAAUUGGUGCGUGAAAAAUAUGACACCGAUUUUUACAUCUUGGACAAGUUCCCCUUGGCCAUUAGACCAUUCUAUACCAUGCCCGAUGCAGAAGAUCCAAAUUACUCCAACUCUUAUGAUUUUUUCAUGAGAGGUGAAGAAAUCUUAUCAGGGGCUCAACGUAUUCACGACCCAGAGUUAUUGAAAGAAAGAAUGAGGGCACACGAAGUUGAUCCUAAUGUACCUGGAUUGAACGACUACGUUGAUGCAUUCACGUACGGAUGUCCACCACAUGCUGGUGGUGGUAUUGGUUUGGAGAGAGUGGUUAUGUUCUUCUUGGACUUGAAGAAUAUCCGUCGUGCAUCUUUGUUCCCAAGAGAUCCAAAACGUUUAAGACCAUAG
Messenger RNA from Lodderomyces elongisporus, 1722 nucleotides. RefSeq names its product aspartate--tRNA ligase (gene DPS1-1). The record is from RefSeq and is a predicted model, not a curated record. Gene Ontology annotation, cellular component: aminoacyl-tRNA synthetase multienzyme complex; cytosol; cytoplasm. The transcript has a single exon. Bases 1 to 1722 code for a protein of 573 amino acids. Gene Ontology annotation, biological process: aspartyl-tRNA aminoacylation. Lineage: Eukaryota; Fungi; Ascomycota; Pichiomycetes; Serinales; Debaryomycetaceae. Gene Ontology annotation, molecular function: ATP binding; RNA binding; aspartate-tRNA ligase activity.